Molecule: messenger RNA, 324 nt
Organism: Paraglomus brasilianum
Lineage: Eukaryota; Fungi; Glomeromycota; Glomeromycetes; Paraglomerales; Paraglomeraceae
Source: the annotation of a GenBank genome assembly
AUGAAUCUUGUUCGGGAUUACAAUUUGAUGUGCGAUUAUAUGGCAGGGAAUCGAAGAGCACGAAGAAGUCGAACGGGUGCGCAAUACUUUGAUGAGUUUCGUACGCAUUUUUGGAAGAGGCCUGAAGAUGAAUUUGAUAGAAUCCGUACUAUCAAUACCUCAAACCGUAGACGAAGUAGAAAUAUGGGAAAUAUAACACCAGCACCAUCUAUUGAGGAAGUUUCAUCAAUGCUAAAUAGGAGUCGCCGUGAAUCUCCCACUGGUCAAAGAGAUCGGUCUGCAUCUCCAAUCCGGCAGAAGAGACGAAACUACCAAUCGAGAUAA